This is a messenger RNA of Sphaeramia orbicularis (orbiculate cardinalfish), 5789 nucleotides long. Its product is annotated as NLR family CARD domain-containing protein 3-like. The transcript has 17 exons. Bases 323 to 4162 code for a protein of 1279 amino acids. Gene Ontology annotation, molecular function: protein binding. The record is from RefSeq and is a predicted model, not a curated record. NCBI's taxonomy places the organism in Eukaryota, Metazoa, Chordata, Actinopteri, Kurtiformes, Apogonidae.
UUAUCAAAUGAAGAAAUGAAACUGAAAACUCCUCAGUCUGUUUUUGCUGCGCCACAACUGCGGGAUUUACUGUGUCUUCCCGCGCGAUUGGGAAUUUAUGUUCUACACAAAUUGCCUAAAAUAGUGACCUCGAAAGGAAACAGGUCGACACACCACCCCGUUUCAGCUCCAUGAAGUAGACAGUGUGUUUGCUAAAGUGAUGGCAACAAGAAACAAAAGUUCAAGAGUCUUCAUAAGAAUGGGGGGCAGAGGGACAGACAAGCAGAGGAAAGCACGAAAAGAUUAAAUAGAAACUGCAGCUGUCCUGGUUCUGAUAUGACUAAUGCAUUUUGAGAGAAUUAGGUCAUAUCCCGGUGAUCAUAUCCUGAUGGUAAUUUCCACGAGUUGCAGCAAUACUGGUCUGUCUACUUCUGAAGCCCUGAAAAUGAAAGACAUCAACCUUCAGAGAGAGCCAACACCUUUACCAGACAGAUCAACUUUUACAACUGCGAAACAAAGACUCGUGAAGAGGAGGAGAUAUGAACCUGACAGUGGAUCCACUGUUUCCACUUUGAGCUCUGUGUCUCUAAAGAGUGAUCGCUCCAGACUUAGGCCUCCAGUUUUCAGCGCUGAGCACAGACAUUCAGGAGCAAAACUCACGAAGAGGAGGAGAUAUGAACCUGACAGUGGAUCCACUGUUUCCACCUUGAGCUCUGUGUCUCUAAAGAGUGAUCGCUCCAGACUUAGGCCUCCAGUUUUCAGCGCUGAGCACAGACAUUCAGGAGCAAAACUCGUGAAGAGGAGGAGAUAUGAACCUGACAGUGGAUCCACUGUUUCCACUUUGAGCUCUGUGUCUCUAAAGAGUGAUCGCUCCAGACUUAGGCCUCCAGUUUUCAGCGCUGAGGACAGACAUUCAGAAGCAAAACUCGUGAAGAGGAGGAGAUAUGAACCUGACAAUGGAUCCACUGUUUCCACCAUGAGCUCUGUGUCUCUAAAGAGUGAUCGCUCCAGACUUAGGCCUCCAGUUUUCAGCGCUGAGCACAGACAUUCAGGAGCAAACAUUGAGACUACACUGAACAAUCAACAGAACCUGGAUAUGACGGAGUUUGAAAAGGCGUCACUGGCCCUUCUAAAACAAGCUCUGAAAGCACCCCACCAGGUCCUCUCUGCUUCUGCUGAGGAUGAUCAGCUGGUAAAUGCUGAAGCUGAAAUAAAAGAAGCAGUCGUAAAAACUGCCCUACAUGUUUUGAGGACCAUGAAGAAGGAUGAGCAUGCUGACACACUUGAGAAAAGUCAUUAUGGAGAACUUGUCCCUUACCAGCGGAAGCAAAAAUUAUACCUGAAGACGAAAAAUGAGCACUUCUUGGAAGACAUGGUUACACAUGAAUGGCCUGUGCCUUUAAAAAAGAUUUAUACAACAAUUUACCUGACACAGGGAACUAGUGAAGUCAACCAGGAGCAUGAAAUCCGACAAAUAGAGACAGCUUUUUAUAAGAAGAAGCAUUUGGAAACUCAGGUGAUCAGCAGUAAGGACAUUUUAAAACCCCUACCAAAAGAAGACAAAACUAUCCGAACUGUGCUCACCAUGGGGAUAGCCGGCAUUGGAAAAACCUUACGGGUACAAAAGUUUAUUUUAGACUGGUCUGAGGAUGUCAUCAACCAAGACAUCCAGCUCCUCUUUCCCCUCUCUUUUAGGGAGCUGAAUUUGCUGAAAAAUGAAGAAAGAAGUCUGAUGGAUCUCCUUUAUGAAGUUUCUCCAGGGUUGAAAGAGUCUGGAAUCAAAGACCUGACCAUGUACAAGGUUCUGAUCAUACUGGACGGACUUGAUGAGAGCAGGCUCUGUCUGGAUUUCAAGAGAAAUGAAAGAUGCAGUGAUGCCACACAGUCAACUUCAGUGGAUGUGCUGCUGACAAACCUCAUCACUGGGAACCUUCUACCACAUGCCAAACUGUGGAUAACUACCCGACCUGCUGCAUCCAGCUGCAUCCCUCCACAGUACAUCGACCGGGUGACUGAGAUACAAGGUUUCAACAACUCACAGAAAGAAGCCUACUUCAAGAGGAAAAUUGAAGAUGAGAACCUAGCCAAAAGAGUCAUUGCAAACAUAAGAUCAACAAGGAGCCUCCACAUUAUGUGCCAUUUGCCAUUGUUCUGCUGGAUUUCGUCAAUUGUGCUGGGUGAAAUGUGCACUAAAGUAGGAGGGGGGAAAAUGCCAAAGACCCUGACACAGAUGUACAUUCACUUUAUAGUACAUCAGAUCUCACAGAUGAACUAUAAGUACUCCAAAGAGCAAGAACUGGACUCACAAGGGAACAAUCAAGUGAUUCUGUCACUUGCAAAGUUGGCUUUCCAGCAGUUGGAGAAAGGAAACCUGAUCUUCUAUGAGGAGGAUCUGAGAGACUGUGGGAUUGAUGUGAGAGAAGGUUCUGUCAACAGUGGAGUGUGCACUCAGGUCUUCAGGGAAGAGACCUUGAGGGAUCAGAGGGUGUUCUGCUUUGUGCAUCUUUCAGUCGAAGAGUUUCUUGCAGCUCUGCAUGUCCAUGUGAUGUACAACAUCAAAGGUGUAAACCUGAUGAAAGAAAAGUUCAACUUGAGGCCACAGAAUGUGCCCAUUUCCAAACUGCAUAAAGAUGCAGUGGACAAGGCUACUGAAAAUGAAAAUGGCCACUUCGAUCUGUUCCUGCGUUUUCUCCUUGGACUCUCUGUGGAGUCCAGUCAGACUCUGCUCAGAGGCCUGAACAUACCAAACAUGCCCAACAUGCAAAGUCAUGAGGAAAUCAUCAGCUACAUCAAGGAAAAAAUCAGCCAUGCUCGCAGACCAGAGAGGUACAUAAACCUCUUCCACUGCCUGAACGAGUUAAAUGACCACUCUCUGAUGGAGGAGAUCCAGAUUUACAUGGACUCAGACGGUGAAUGUGUCAUGGACCAGUGCUCUCCAGCUCAGUGGGCUGCUCUGGUCUUCCUGUUGUUGACCUCACCUGACAAACCCAAGGAGAUCCACCUCAAGAAAUACUCCAACAGAGAAGAUGGUCUUCACAGACUCUUACCAGCCAUUAAGGCCUCCAGAUCAGCAAUGUUGAAUGACUGUAAUCUGACUGCAGUCAGCUGUCCGGCUCUGUCGUCCACUCUCAGCUCAAGUUCUAAUGAACUGAAUCAUUUGAAUUUGAGUGACAAUCAUUUACAAGACACAGGAAUCGAGAUUCUCUGCGUUGGUCUCCAGAGUCCAAACUGCAGAUUGAAGACACUGAGGUUGAACCGAUGCAGUCUCACUCCCAAAUGCUGUGAUAAUUUGGCUUCAGUCCUGAGCUGUCACUCAGUAAAUCUGCAGGAAUUGGACCUAAGUGACAACGACAUUGAAGACUCAGGAUUAGAGAAGCUUUCCAUGGGUUUGGGAAGUACAAGAUGUCAACUGGAAACCCUCAGGCUGUCGUUCUGUAACAUCACACAGGCCGGGUGUGGAUAUUUGGCCUCAGCAGUCAAAUCCAACCCAUCUCAUCUUAGAGAGUUGGAUCUGAGCUACAAUUACCUGGGGCAGGAUGGGUUAAAGCUCAUUUCUGAUGCUCUUGAAGGAAGAUGUGAAUUGACAAAGUUCAGAGUGGACCACAACGCAGAAUACUGGUUUAAACCAGGGCUCAGAAAAUAUUCCUGCGAACUCACUGUGGAUCUCAACACCGCCCACAAACAAAUCAUCUUCUCUGAUCAGAAUCGAAAAGUGAGUCAGAGCAUAGAGGAGCAGCCUUAUCCAGACCACCCAGACCGGUUUGUCUACUGGGCACAAGUGCUCUUCAAAGAGGGGCAGACUAGCCGCUGCUACUGGGAGGUGGAGUGGGAAGGAAACUGGGCCGGGAUUGGAGUGACCUACAGAAGCAUCAAGCGCAAAGGUCCAGAAAACGACUCCGUGAUGGGAUACAACAAAGUCUCCUGGAGUUUGCAUUGUUCUGUCCAUGGCUACCGCGCUUAUCAUAACUACAAAAGCCAUGUCAUUCAGGUUCCUUUGGCCGGCUCUCGUAAGCUGGCCGUGUACCUGGACUGGAAGGCCGGCAUCUUGUCCUUCUACAGAGUGUCCUGUGGAUGCUCUCUGACACACCUGCACACCUUCCACACCAGAUUCACCGAGCCUCUGUUCCCCGUAUUCAGAGUGUGGGGUCAUGACUCCUCAGUCCGGUUGUGUCACGUGGAAUAAGCCUGAAAAUUUGAGAAAAGGCUGAUUAAAGUGCAUACUGCGUUGAUUAGGGAUCGAAUAAGACUGGACACUGGUCAAAAGAUCGACCAAUUUAUAACUGGAAGACUCACAAGCAGACAGGUUGUAUUAGGAAUUUUUGUUGUGCGAGAAAAGUCUCCUCAUUUUGCAAUGUAGGUGAUUUUCAGAAAGUGAAACCUCAUUUAACCAACAGAUAACUUCCCCAACCCCCUAAGUAGAACUAAUGAAAUGAGAAAUAAUGCUAUGAAAUCAGUUUUGUCAAGUGACCUUUUACAAAAAAGGUCACUGUAAAAUUGCCCUUCGGUGUGAAUGUGAGAGUGAAUGGUUGUUUUUUGUGUUUGUGUCAGGUCUGUGACAAACUGGUAACACAUACAGGUUAAUCAGUUCAGAAAAUGAAUGAUUGAAUGGAUGACCUACAUUAUGUGUUUAUACAACUAAUCCAAUCCAAUUUUAUUUAUAAGGCACUUUAAAACAACCACAGUGGACCAAAGUGCUGUACAGAAGACUAAAAGCACAAUAAAAAAAUGAACAAAAUAGCAAAAAGCAAAUACAUUAAUGAAUGAAGGUGAUCAAGACAAAGAGUUAAUUGCCAUGCAUACUAGUAAUAAAAUAAAUUCAAUAUGUACAGAUGUGUAAAAGGAGUGGGAAGAAGAAAACUUAUUAAAUCCCACUCCCACCUCUCAUUUAUGCAACAUACCACAUUACUUUUGCUUCAUUCACAACUUAUUAGUUUGACCAUUUACGUCGGCACCACACAGCUGUUAUAUACUGAGUGUAUUUUCAUAUUGCAAUAUAUAUCACAGGGUUAAAAAAAAAAAAAAGGCAAUGUCAGUGUUUUUUUCCAUUAUCGUGCAGCCCUAGUUUAUAUAACCAGAGCAUCAUAUAUCAUCAUAUAAUGUCUGCACCUGAAUAAAGUGAAAAAGAUGAACACAUGGAUGGAUAAUGUAAAUCUAUUAUGAUUCUGAACUGAACAUAAAAUCAGCUAAUGGGAGUUCAGCCUCUGGUUGAAUGGAACAUGGGACAUUUUUGGAGUCAGCAGCCUCAGCUACGUCAUCACAAACCAAAGACAGUUUGUGCUGAAGCUGCUCAGACACGUUCAAAUGGAGACUCAAACCAUUAAGGCUUCUUCAGCCUGUCCCAGAUAAUGGACAGAGUGUGAGCUUAUACUUAAUAGUACCUGCUUAACACUGACAAGGAUCUGAGUGGUGAUAACAGCAGAGGAUACUUCACCAGAAACAGUUCUCAAACCUCCAGUUACACCUGUGGACAGUCUGCUUCAAGUCUUAAAUUCAUAUUAAAAUGUCAUUAAUCACAGUAACUGCUUGUGUUACCACGCUGUAAGUUUAUGCAGCCGAGCAAGUGUAUUUGUUUUAGAUAUAAAAGGGGAGAUGUGAAAUUAACACAUUUACAAAGGAUAGCACGGAGGUAUUACAUUGCUGCCAUCUUACCAGAGCACAGCUACACACAGAACUAUUGUACUUAUAUGAGCAGGCUUCACAGCUGAGACAUUCUGCAUUAAUGGGAUGAUUAUGAGAAUAUCAACAGUUUUAAUGAAGACAAUGAAUCAACGUAACAUCUCUGCUAGAUUUUGUAAAAUAACUCACAAAUU